Molecule: messenger RNA, 1632 nt
Organism: Rotaria sordida
Lineage: Eukaryota; Metazoa; Rotifera; Eurotatoria; Philodinida; Philodinidae
Source: the annotation of a GenBank genome assembly
AUGGAAAAUAAAGAAUAUGAUUCUAUUACUCCGAUAAAUAAAAUCAAACACCAUAAUGAGAAUUUUGCAUCUAAUUCAAAAAAAUUCAAAACAGAUCCUUCAACAAUCAAGAAUAAUGAUUAUACAAAGUUAUUAAAACUUGAAGAUUUACCAGUUGAAUUAUUUAUUUAUCAUCUAUUUCCUUAUUUUCCACAACAUGUAAUAAUUAAAAUAUUUUUCAAUUUAAAUUAUUCUUUUCAACAAAUUGUUAUUUCAUAUUUUACUAUAAAUACAAAUAUUGAUUUAACACAAAUAUCAGAAGAUUGGUUUUUUAAAUAUGUUUCAAAUUUAUCAUCAAAAAUAGAAAUUAUUAAUAUAGAUGAUAAACAAAUCGACAAAAUAUUUCAGUCAUUAAAUUCUUAUCCAAAACUUAACUCAUUAUUUAUAACAAAUAUUCAAUUUUUACCUUUAACUAAAUGUUUAAAAUAUUUAAAAUUUCUCAAACAACUAAAAUAUUUAAAUUUAAAUGAAAAUGAAAAUGAAUAUAAAUUAUUUUCCGAUCCUUAUCUUAUACGUAUAAUUAUUGCAUCAUUAUUUGAAGAAGAUUCAUUAUUACAAAGUUUUACUUUAAUACGAAAUUUUCCUUUAUAUUUAGGUUUUAAUAAUUUCGAAAUAAUUAAUUAUUGUUUACAAAAUUUAACUAUUUAUUUAAUUCAUCUAGAUGAUUUAAUUUAUUUAUUAAAUACUCUUCGAUCAUUAAAAUAUUUCUAUGGUAAAAUUGUCAAUGAAGAAAAUCAUACAAAUGAAAAUAAAUCAAAUUUUUUAUUAUCAAAAUUAAUUAAAUGUUAUUUUGAAUGUAAAUAUAUUAAACGUAAUGAUUUAAAUUAUUUUUUAAAUCAACUUAAACAAUCAACAUUAUUAGAAAUAUUUAAACUUAAAAUAAAUUCUAUGAAUGAAAAAUAUACAGAAAAUGAAAUUCUUGAAAAAUUACCAAAUUUAAAAAAAUUUUCUUUUUAUAUACGAUUUCAUCAAUUACAUUUAACAUCUCAAAUAAUACAAAAUGAAUUUAAUAAUAAUCGACUUAUAUGGUAUAAAGAUGAUGAUUAUUAUUAUUAUUCAUUUCUAUCAUUACCUUAUAGAUUUAAACAAUUAUCAAAUAUAUCAAAUAAUAUUGUUUAUCAAAAUUUAAAUAAUACAAAAGAUAUUCUAUUAUUUCCAACAGUUGAACAUAUUGAAAUAUCUUAUAGUAAAGAUCAAUUAAAUCCAAAACUAAUUCAAUUUAUAAAUGAUCAAUUUCCAAAUUUAUUUACAAUGGAAAUUGAAUUAGGUAAAUUGAAUAAAAAUUUGAUGAAUGAUAAAACAUUAAUAUUAAAUAAAAUACGAAAAUUAAUAUUAAAUUAUAAAGAUGAAAGAAAUUAUUAUCAUAUCAAACGUUUACUAUUAUUAACACCAUAUAUUGAAAUAUUAAUUGUUGAUUAUAAUAAUAUUAUUUCUUACAAACAUAAAUUAAGAUACGAUGAUGAAUUAUUAUCAAUUCGUAAACAAAUAAAACUUUUAAUAAUUACUAAUUGUUCUCAUGAAUUUAAUUCAGAUGAAGAAGACUAUAUUAAGAAUAAAAUCUUUACAAAUUUAACAAAACUUCUUGUUAGCUAA